AUGUCCGACAACAUCAAGGUCUCUGUAAGGCUACGAAAGCCUCUAGAAAGGGAGAGCGCUGAGAGAGUAAUAGCCCAGGUCGUGUCAGAAAAUCUGAUAAAAGUCGAGCAGCGUGCUAAGCGGGAGGAGACAAGGAACUUCGAAUUCGAUCUUUGUUGCACCUAUUCUGAAUCACUAGAAGAAGAUCAGGCACAACUUUAUGAGCAACUGGCGCGUGACUAUCUCCUCCAUGCCUUAGAUGGCUAUAAUACCUGCAUAUUCGCGUACGGUCAGACGGGGUCGGGCAAAUCACAUACUAUGACGGGUUCUGCGGAGCUCCCCGGCAUCGUCCCUCGAAUGUGCCAAGAGCUAUUUGAAGUGCGCGAAAUGUACGAAUCAUCGGAUGACCAGGCGUCUACACAAUUCAAAAUCCGAUGCUCAUACUUAGAGAUUUACAACGAAACGGUUCGGGAUCUACUGGGAGCUAACAAGUGCAGGAUACGUGAGAGAGCAGACAAAACAACAUUUGUAGAGGGUCUUCAAGAGUUUGAAGUGAACAGCGUUGAUGAAAUCUUGGACUACCUCAGACAAGGCAGUGAGCGAAAGACCGUUGGUGCGACCUUAGUCAAUGAACAGUCCAGCCGAAGCCACACCAUAUUUACCAUCAACGUCGAGCAGAAAGAAAAUUCUCCAUUAGGACAUGUUUUAGAGCGUCGGUCUAGCAUAAGGCUUAUUGAUUUAGCAGGAAGCGAGCGUGCCAAUGCCUCAGGAGCAACCGGUGAGCGCUUGAAAGAAGGCUCUAACAUCAACAAAUCUUUGAGCACUUUAGGAAGAGUGAUUGCCAUGCUCGCUAAGAAAAAGCAGCCACGGUUGAUUCCAUACCGAGAUGCCGCAUUAACUUGGGUAUUGAAGGAGAGCUUGGGCGGAAACAGUAAAACAUGUAUGAUCGCUUGCGUAUCUCCGUGUGAUUUCGAGGAAACAAUGUCCACCUUAAGGUACGCUACACUGGCAAGAAGCGUCAAGACAUUUGCUCAACUGAACACUCAAGAAACGGUGGAUGGUAAGGUGCAAAUGCUUGCAAUGCGACAACAGCUCGAUGAGCUACAAGGCGCACUGUCCAGGGUUGGGGACCAGCGGCUGGUCCGCGAACAAAUGGAGAAAAUUAAACUUACCAAUCAGUUUUUGGAAGCGCGCAUCGAACGGGAGCGGAGGGCAGCUGUCGACUAUUAUAGUCAAUAUGCUCAGGCUUCUAGCGAAAGAGAUAACCUUGUGCAGGUUUUAAGUAGCAUCGUGAGCAGCCUGCAGUCAUUUGAUGGUGGAAAAAUACGCGAGUCAUUAGUUGCGCUAAAGCAAAGGUCAGAAGAAAUAGGGAAGCAGCUGGAAGCCGACCACCUCGAAAUCCGUGGUGCCAUUGAAGCUUGCCCAAGCAUCGAUUUGCAAUAA
Molecule: messenger RNA, 1422 nt
Organism: Lachancea thermotolerans CBS 6340
Lineage: Eukaryota; Fungi; Ascomycota; Saccharomycetes; Saccharomycetales; Saccharomycetaceae
Product: kinesin family protein
Exons: 1
Coding region: 1-1422 (473 amino acids)
Biological process (GO): microtubule-based movement
Cellular component (GO): kinesin complex; microtubule
Molecular function (GO): microtubule motor activity; ATP hydrolysis activity; microtubule binding
Source: RefSeq, a predicted model, not a curated record